Messenger RNA from Pipistrellus nathusii (Nathusius's pipistrelle), 1443 nucleotides. The record is from the annotation of a GenBank genome assembly. Lineage: Eukaryota; Metazoa; Chordata; Mammalia; Chiroptera; Vespertilionidae.
AUGACCGACGUGGCCAUCGUGAAGGAGGGCUGGCUGCACAAGCGAGGGGAGUACAUCAAGACCUGGCGGCCCCGCUACUUCCUGCUCAAGAACGACGGCACCUUCAUCGGCUACAAGGAGCGGCCGCAGGACCUGGAGCAGCGCGAGUCGCCCCUCAACAACUUCUCCGUGGCGCAGUGCCAGCUGAUGAAGACCGAGCGUCCCCGGCCCAACACCUUCGUCAUCCGGUGCCUGCAGUGGACCACGGUCAUCGAGCGCACCUUCCACGUGGAGACCCCCGAGGAGCGGGAGGAGUGGACGACGGCCAUCCAGACCGUGGCUGACGGCCUCAAGAGGCAGGAGGAGGAGAUGAUGGACUUCCGGUCGGGCUCGCCCAGCGACAACUCGGGGGCCGAGGAGAUGGAGGUGUCCCUGGCCAAGCCCAAGCACCGCGUGACCAUGAACGAGUUUGAGUACCUGAAGCUGCUGGGCAAGGGCACCUUCGGGAAGGUGAUCCUGGUGAAGGAGAAGGCCACCGGCCGCUACUACGCCAUGAAGAUCCUCAAGAAGGAGGUCAUCGUGGCCAAGGACGAGGUGGCGCACACGCUCACGGAGAACCGCGUCCUGCAGAACUCGCGGCACCCCUUCCUGACGGCCCUCAAGUACUCCUUCCAGACGCACGACCGCCUCUGCUUCGUCAUGGAGUACGCCAACGGCGGCGAGCUGUUCUUCCACCUGACCCGCGAGCGCGUGUUCCCCGAGGACCGGGCCCGCUUCUACAGCGCCGAGAUCGUGUCGGCCCUGGACUACCUGCACUCGGAGAAGAACGUGGUCUACCGGGACCUCAAGCUGGAGAACCUGAUGCUGGACAAGGACGGGCACAUCAAGAUCACCGACUUCGGGCUGUGCAAGGAGGGCAUCAAGGACGGCGCCACCAUGAAGACCUUCUGCGGGACGCCCGAGUACCUGGCCCCCGAGGUGCUGGAGGACAACGACUACGGCCGGGCGGUGGACUGGUGGGGGCUGGGCGUGGUCAUGUACGAGAUGCUGUGCGGGCGGCUGCCCUUCUACAACCAGGACCACGAGAAGCUCUUCGAGCUCAUCCUCAUGGAGGAGAUCCGCUUCCCGCGCACGCUCAGCCCCGAGGCCAAGGCCCUGCUGGCGGGGCUGCUCAGGAAGGACCCCAAGCAGAGGCUCGGAGGGGGCUCUGAGGACGCCAAGGAGAUCAUGCAGCACCGCUUCUUUGCCAGCAUCGUGUGGCAGGACGUGUACGAGAAGAAGCUCAUCCCGCCCUUCAGGCCCCAGGUCACCUCGGAGACGGAUACCCGGUAUUUUGACGAGGAAUUCACAGCCCAGAUGAUCACUAUCACGCCCCCGGACCAAGACGACAACAUGGAGUGUGUGGACAGCGAGCGGAGGCCCCACUUCCCGCAGUUCUCCUACUCGGCCAGCGGCACGGCCUGA